AUGAGACUCUCAAGCACUGUACUCUUCUUAUUAUCUGUGAUUCUUUCCAUCUCAGAAAUAAAUGCUAAAAUUUUCAAACCAUACUGCAGUCAAAUUAAGAAUAAGAUGUUUGUAUUUUGUACAAUUGAUGAGAAUUGCUAGUACUCCGAUGAGUAUUGCAAAAUAGAUCCAGCUAAUCCUUCUUAAUUCGGUUCAUGUGUAGUCAAUCAAGAUAUCUACAUUAAUAACCCAUGCAACUGGCCGUAGGUUGAGUAAGAACCACCUUUUGAUAUGUGCAUGGUUAUGAGAUGCAUGGCUGGUUACUACUGCUCAGAAGGAAAGUGUCAUUUAAAUAUGAGAUAAGAUUCAAUUUAACCUGGAUUCCUUAAUUGA
Molecule: messenger RNA, 372 nt
Organism: Stylonychia lemnae
Lineage: Eukaryota; Ciliophora; Spirotrichea; Sporadotrichida; Oxytrichidae
Source: the annotation of a GenBank genome assembly